Molecule: messenger RNA, 1268 nt
Organism: Gastrolobium bilobum
Lineage: Eukaryota; Viridiplantae; Streptophyta; Magnoliopsida; Fabales; Fabaceae
Exons: 10
Coding region: 67-1086 (339 amino acids)
Source: RefSeq, a predicted model, not a curated record
UGAACAAAACAUGCUCUUCGAUACACACGUCAAGAAUCCACAAGAAGACCAUGAUUGCAUUCGCAAAUGAAAAGUGGAACGUUGCAACUGCAACUUCAACUUCACCUCUCCAUUAUGUUCCUCCUCAAGACAUGGAGACAAACGGCUUUUGGUGUUUAUGGGUACCUUAAUUUCACCAAAGCUGGUUUUCUUGAUCAUUCUAAGAAAUUCAAACCAGAGGAAAUCGAAACACAAAUACCAGGGAAGAAUUGCAUUGUUACAGGAGCUAACUCUGGAAUUGGCUAUGCAGCAGCUCAGGGUCUUGCACAGCGUGGUGCAACCGUGUAUCUUGUAUGUCGUAAUAAGGAGAGAGGAGAGGCUGCUCUUUCUGAAAUUCAAACUAGAACCGGCAAUCAAAAUGUGUAUUUGGAGAUUUGUGACCUUUCAUCUGUCACUGAAAUCAAGUCACUUGCUUCCAGGCUUUCUAAAAAAAAUGUGCCAGUUCAUGUGUUGGUUAACAAUGCCGGCUUGCUCGAGCAAAACCGAGUUACCACAUCAGAAGGGUAUGAGUUGAACUUUGCUGUAAAUGUAUUAGGCACUUACACCAUGACAGAAUUGAUGGUGCCAUUACUGGAGAAAGCUUCCCCUGAUGCACGUGUAAUUACUGUUUCUUCUGGUGGAAUGUAUGCUUCUCCCUUGACCAAAGAUCUACAGUAUUCCGAGAGCAACUUUAAUGGGGUUGAACAAUAUGCUCGAAACAAGCGUGUUCAGGUUGCCCUAACAGAAAAGUGGGCUGAGAAAUAUAAGAACAAAGGGAUAGGAUUCUACUCAAUGCACCCUGGUUGGGCUGAGACUCCUGGGGUUGCAAAGAGUUUGCCAAGCUUCUCUAAAGCGCUUUCGGGGAAGCUUAGAACAAGUGAAGAAGGUGCAGACACAGUUAUCUGGCUGGCGUUACAACCAAAGGAAAAACUGGUAUCAGGAGCAUUGUAUUUUGAUAGAGCUGAAGCUCCAAAGCACCUUACAUUUGCUGCUACGAGUGGUUCUCAUGCUUUGAUCGACUCUAUUGUUGAUAGUCUUCAUUCCAUGGCUUCUCCUUUUGUCAAUUAGGUAGAGUACUUUUACCCAGGAAUUAAAACCUUGAAGUUUUGUAAUUAAUCAUAGAACUCUAAAAUAAAUGACAGUAAUAUAAAUUGCUUUCAACAAUCAUCAAUGCCUACUCUCCCAACUAUACCAAAAACAUUGGAGACUUGAUGAUGGUAACUUUUUAUGCACUAUCAGUGUGGCUACUU